AUGGCUCAUCAACAUUGCAUUACCAUGCGUCUAAUGCAACAUCCUCUAUCUCACACUCGCAUAAAUACACGUAUUUUCGGUCGCAAGCUUAUCGUUGCUUUAGGGUGCUAUCACGCGCUUUGGAAAAGUGCGGGAGUGCGGUUUAAGGAUUCGUCAGGUGCAAUGGAGAAUACCGGGGAAAACGACUGCUGCCAAAGGCUGGUCGACAACGACGUCACGCGGAGUGUGAUUGUCCGCUUUAUACGCCGUGAAGUGGAAUGCCAACAACAAUUCCCGCACAAGUGA
Molecule: messenger RNA, 285 nt
Organism: Dovyalis caffra
Lineage: Eukaryota; Viridiplantae; Streptophyta; Magnoliopsida; Malpighiales; Salicaceae
Source: the annotation of a GenBank genome assembly